AAUUACACUGUAAAAACUGUGGUGUUAAAACUGACACCGAUUGGUGUUAAUAGAGGACCACACCCUGAGGUGUUAAAAUAACCCCCUAGAGAUUGAACAUAACACCAAAGAGUGUAAAUGUAACAACCAUAGGUGUUGUAAUAACACCUAUAUGUGUAAAACUAACACCACCAAUUUAACACCGGUGUAAAAUAACUGGUGUGGUCCUCUAUGUACACCGGCUAACACCAAAGUUUUUGCUGUGUAGCUUUCGACCCUUUCCAGUAACGACAAUCUGUUGAUUAAUCGUUGGCAAUAUACUAAUUCUGUUCGUUGAAAAUUGUUUGCCUGUUUUCUGUCCUUACAGAAAUACUCAAGUAAAGAACUUUGCACUACAUUUACUGACGAAAUGGACAAAGUGAACGGGAACUCGAAUAGCAGCGUUGAAGAAAAUGCAAGCGAACCCGUCGAUGAAGUGACCUGGCUUGCCAAGGAAUUUCCGACCAACGAACAGGCUUCGUCGGACAUGAAGAACCAUGCUACGCCAGAUGACAAUAUUGAAGGGUCUUCCGAAGAAAGUAAAGAAGAGAUCAAUCUGGGUACUCAGGCGCUUGACCUAGUGACUGCAUAUCAUGAAACAGAAAACGACACUGAACUCUCUCUCAAUGAUUCUAGUGAGGAAGGGGAGAUGUCUUCUAUCCAAAGUCUCGUUUCAAACGAAUGUUCUUCCUCAUCAGCUGAUAUUGUUUUUAAAGAGGAGGGGAAUUCCCUGCCCAAGAGCCUUUCUUCAGAGGAUCAACCUCCUGAUGCAGAUAAAAUGAAACAAUAUGAGUUAUUAAAAAGAGAAAAUGAAAUCUUAGAAAAUGAAAAUAACAAAUUGAAUGAUGAAAAAAUGUAUUUGAAAAAUGAAAUUAAAACCAGAAAUGCUAGAAUGGAUAAGGAACGUUUAGAGUUCAUUCCCGAAGGGAAAUACUUACAGGAGCUAAAUACAGAAAACCGGGCACUUGUAAAUGCACUGAAGGAAUGCACAUGUCAUUCUAAAGAUAAUGUUCUAUCCCUGCUAUCGAGCAGCUCAUCAAACGAUCAAUCCACUGAAACAGACAGUGUGUCUAAUAUUGAAUGCAUUAUUUUGGAAAAUUAUGAGGUGAUAUCCGAAAAUGAAAAUGAUUAUUGUAAACAUAGGCUUAUGAAUGCUGAGAAUGUUGAUAUUGAUAGACCUCUUCAAACUGGUUGCACUAAAGAAGGGGAGAUGUCUUCUCCCCAAAGUCUAAUAUCAAACGAUCAGCUACUAAAAGAUGUAAAAGGUUCUUCAUCAUUUAUUGUUUUUGAAGAAGGGGUGGCAUCCUUGCCAAGAAGCCUCUCGUCUGAGGAUCAACCUCCCGACGCAGAUGAAAAGCUAAUGAAAAUAUCAAAAGAAUGUCAGAUAUUAAAAAAAGAAAAAAAAAAUUUAGAAAAUGAAAACACCAGAUUGAUAAAAGAAAAUGUUGACCUGAGUAAUCAACUUAAAACCAAAAUUGCCAGAAUGGAUGAGGAACGUCUCAAGAAAUUCUCAAUAGGAAGGACUGCUUAUGGGACCGAACCCUCGACCACCUCGAAGAAGGAAGAUAGCUUUAGGACUUGUCGUCUUGAGGAUAGUGUUGGCAGAUUUAGCUUUUCUCUCAUCAUGCUCAUGCUGUUUGGACAGAUCGUUUUGGAGACUGACAUGAUCCCGCUGCGACUUGAUCGUUCUAUACAAGAGGCAGUCGUCAGCGAAAAGGCGGACAGUAGACUUGACGUUGUCUUCUCCAAGCCCAGCUCCAAGCCUCAAUGA
Molecule: messenger RNA, 1789 nt
Organism: Lytechinus pictus (painted urchin)
Lineage: Eukaryota; Metazoa; Echinodermata; Echinoidea; Temnopleuroida; Toxopneustidae
Product: synaptonemal complex protein 1-like
Exons: 5
Coding region: 389-1789 (466 amino acids)
Source: RefSeq, a predicted model, not a curated record